AUGAGAAUCAACGCGAUCAUCGCCUCUGCCAUCCUGGCUGCCACCGUCUCCGGUGCCGCUCUGCCACUACCUGUUGCCGCCGCUGCCCCUGCCACUAUCGGCCAGCGUGAAGCUGAGGCUGAGGCUGAUUGGGAACCUCCAACACGCCCUUAUGGUCUACCUAUUGGUGGAAAGCGUGAGGCUGGUCCCGAAGCUGAAGCCGAGGCUGGUUGGAAACCUCCAAAACGUCCUUAUGGUCUACCUGUUGGUGGUAAGCGUGAAGCUGCUCCUGUGGCUGCGUGGACACCUCCAUGGCGUCCUUACGGCCUGCCUAUUGGUGGUAAGCGUGAAGCUGCUCCUGUGGCUGCGUGGAAACCUCCAAAACGUCCUUAUGGUCUACCUAUUGGUGGCAAGCGUGAGGCUGACGAGGAAUAA
Messenger RNA from Alternaria burnsii, 414 nucleotides. RefSeq lists its product as uncharacterized. The record is from RefSeq and is a predicted model, not a curated record. The transcript has a single exon. Lineage: Eukaryota; Fungi; Ascomycota; Dothideomycetes; Pleosporales; Pleosporaceae. Bases 1 to 414 code for a protein of 137 amino acids.